This is a messenger RNA of Taeniopygia guttata (zebra finch), 4164 nucleotides long. The record is from RefSeq and is a predicted model, not a curated record. Lineage: Eukaryota; Metazoa; Chordata; Aves; Passeriformes; Estrildidae.
CCGCGCCAUGGAGCGCCGCGUCGCCCGCGAGUUCCGGCACAAGGUCAAUCUAUUAAUUGACAAUGAAGCAGAGAAGGAUUACCUUUAUGACGUGCUGCGGAUGUACCACCAGUCUAUGAAUCUCCCAGUGCUUGUGGGGGACCUAAAACUCGUGAUUAAUGAACCAAGCAGGUUGCCUUUGUUCGAUGCUAUCCGCCCACUCAUCCCAUUAAAACACCAGGUGGAAUAUGAUCAGCUUACACCCAAACGAUCGCGAAAGCUAAAAGAGGUGAGAUUGGAUCGAUUGAAUCCUGAAGGGCUUGGAUUAAGUGUAAGAGGUGGAGUGGAAUUCAGCUGUGGCCUCUUCAUCUCCCAGUUAGUUAAAGGAGGACAGGCAGAUAAUGCUGGACUUCAGGUUGGGGAUGAGAUAGUGCGCAUCAAUGGAUAUUCCAUUUCAUCAUGCACACACGAAGAAGUCAUAAACCUCAUUCGUACAAAGAAAAUUGUGUCCAUAAAAGUCAGACAUAUUGGCAUGAUCCCUGUCAAAAGUUCACCAGAUGAACCUCUUAAAUGGCAAUAUGUGGAUCAGUUUGUGUCAGAGUCUGGGGAAGGAAAGGGCAGUGUUGCUGGACUUGCUUCUUCUGGAGGGCGAGACAGUAAAGAGAAGAAAGUCUUCAUUAGCUUGAUUGGUACAAAAGGCAUGGGAUGCAGUAUUUCCAGUGGUCCAACACAAAAACCAGGCAUUUUUAUCAGCAAUGUUAAGCCAGGUUCUCUUUCAGCAGAGGUGGGCUUAGAGGUUGGUGAUCAGAUUGUUGAGGUGAAUGGAGUGGACUUUUCUAACGUGGAUCAUAAAGAGGCUGUCAGAGUGCUCAAGAGCAGCCGUACUUUGACAAUCUCUGUGGUAGCAGGCGCUGGCAAGGAGCUGUUCAUGACUGAAGAAGAAAGGCAAAGAGAAGCACGUCUCCGUGAGCAGGAACGCCAGGAGCUAAUGCAUCAGAAGCGGCUCGCACUGGAGACCAACAAAAUCAUCAAAGAGCAGCAAGAGAAAGAGAGAUUAAGAAAGCUGGAGAUUUCCCAGAAAGCUGCAGAGGAAGAAGAGAGAUAUCGCAGAGAGAUAGAGCAGAUAACAGCAGAGGAAGAGAAAUUUAAAAAGGAGUGGGAAGAAGACUGGGGUCCUAAAGAACCACCCAAGUCUCUAAAAACUGUAACUGCAGAAGUGCAUUCUGCCCCUCGAUCCAAACACAAAAAAGGUUUAAAGGGAGUUGCACAUGACCAACUUGAAACAGAUGACAUGGAUGAAGUGAACGUGAAGCAGGACAAACAGCUUUUGGAUGGUUUUAUCGGUAUGAAGGAAAAUUUCCCACAAUCCGUAAGGUACAAAGUUUGAAAUGUGAAUUUGUUUGCUGUGUGCAUGUUUGAAUUUGAAUUCCUCAUUUUCCUUCUUCUCUGCUAUUAGUAAACAUUCUUUAUACGCAAAUGCUCCUACUUUUAACGUGUGCACAAAUUAAGAUGCCUUUGGGAUGUGUGUGUCUAGGACUUUGUCUUUUUGAGUCCUUCAGGCUCUGAGUUCGGCCAUGUGCAGAGGGAAUUGUAUAACAAUACAUUGCAGGUGUUUAUUACAGGUGGGCAAGGCAUGUCUUCAUGUUCUCCUGAAAUCCUUAGAAUCAUGUGUAUAAAAACAGUAGACACAAAAAUUAUACAGUUAUACUUUUCCAAAUCUCCCCGGAGGAGUGCUGAAGGCAAAAGGCUUUUAGUCAUGCACAUACGAGCAAAAAAAAAAUUUAACAAUCUUUAAACUGAUAGAAUAAUUCUGUGUCCCCAGAGAUGCUGCUGAAGUAUUGCAAUUUCAAUUUAUGAGAGUUUCAAGUAAUAUUUUAUACUUGCUGUUGUUUCCUUCUCUUUCUUUCUUGCAAUGUAUAUUAGCCGUAUUAUAGAGGCAUUGCUGUUGUGUUGUGUGCUUUCGUGGUGAGGUUUUUGGUAAUUAACUGUGGUAAAAGUGCCAUGAAUAUUUUGUGAGUGUAUCUGGCAAGAGCUCAAUGUUUCAGAGGAGGUCAGGGUUGUUUCUGACAGAUUAAGUAUUUGUGUCACUGUUCAGAACUAUUACUUUGACCUUUGUGUGCCAGGCAUAUACCUAUUCCCCUUAAAAGAGACCAGGAGAAGAUGGUGCAUUCCAAUACCUUUUUGUACUGCUAGUACAAAAUCAUCAAGGAUCUGUAACCUGUGUGAAAACCAGGGCAGUUAGGAUUUUUAUCUGAAAAUUAUAAAUGCAUGCUGUGGAAAUUCUUCACACAAAGAGGGUAAUAUUUGGUGUUUCUGUUGACAACUAUAGUUUAGAGAAUGCCAAAAUACCUCUUCAUAUACUAAUAAUCUUAACAAAAUUCCUGUUGAACUUUACCACACUGUGUGCACUGGAAGUUUGAAAAUACUUUAUUUUCAAUAAUUUGCUUUUUGCAUUAAUGAAAUUUUUUCCUACUCCCUAUUGCUAAUGAUUUUUUUGUUUGCUUUAAAAACAAUAUUUUACUCUGUACUAAAAAUGUCUAUAAUAGGAAGUAAACUGAAUCCAUGGGGAAAAUUGUAGGAAAGGAUGAAUCAUCCUGUUGUAUCUGAAUGCUGUGAGUGCAGCUAAGACUGUCAGAUGUAUGUUCAUGUUCUAGAAGACUUUGGGUUGUGUACUGCUUUUUGUGCCUUUGAAUUCAGUAACUCUUCAAAUGUUGAUACCUAGCAAGUUGACCUGUCUGAUGCUACAUGUAGCAGACAGUACUAAAUGUAUCUUUGAAUUUUUAAGAGGAUGAUAUUGGCAAUUGUUGUUAAGGUAAAAACUAAUUAGCCCUGAACAAAAUAGACCACAGAAUUAGGUUUAUGUAAAAGCAUUAUUGUGAAAAGCUAGAUUUUUUUUAGUUAAGCUUAAUCUCUGAUGUUUUUGGGGUUCCUUGUCCUCCUGCUCCCCUCACCACCAUGUAAUCAUGAAGCAAUAGACCACAUCCCACUGAACUCAGCAGUACAAAGUUCCCAUUAACUCCUUGACUGGGGGAAUUGGCUUCUGUAGCUGCCAGGGAAAAUGUCUGUUUUCCAAGGCUUUGUUAUCAGUAUUAACAUGCAAAAAGUGAAAGGAAGACAAAUAAUGCUAUUUAAUGUGAAGCAGUUUGUGGUGGUUUUGGGAAUUCAAAGCAAGAAAAGUCGAUAGCUGACGAUGAGAAAAACAAAAUAAAACCUAAAGCACAGCCUUUCUGGCUAUGGCAGUAAUUGUCAAUAAGUGGCCACCUGCUCCUCUGUUUUACUUUUCAUAUAUAAAAGGAGAACAUGGCGUUUCCAAAAUGAACUGUCGUACCUGUACAAACGUGAAAGGGUAGCAGAAAUGUGACAUCACUAAAGUAGAAUUAAGGAGCAAUGGGUGUUUUGUAGACAACAGGAACACAGGCUUCUAAAAGACUAUGUAGCUUUUUUCUUUGUUUGUAUCCUACCUCUUAAAUUGUAGAGUCCCUUUGUGCUGUAUUAUUUAAUUCUGAGUAGAUUUUAUCCAAUACUUAUAGGAGCUACAUGGUCUUUGUGAUGCAAUGUUCCUUCUUGGAAGCAGGAACUCAAUUUCUGAACUGAUCUAAACCUUUCCUUUAUAAUUCUUUAUUCCGGUUUUAUUAGGUGGUACAAUGCUGAUUUUAGGGCAUAUGCAUGAAGCUGUUGUAUGCAUGGACUAUGCACAUCUACCUAUACAUGAGCAUCUGUCACCUGAAAGAAAUGUAUGUAUAUAUGUAUAUAUAAAUGCCAAAACAGAGAGAUGGAAAAUCAAGACCCAGCUAAAACUGUCUGAAUAUUCAGAAUUUAGUAGUGGGCCUGUGUGGCCUAAAGUUGUAACUUAGCAGAGGAACAAAAAAGUUGAAUUCUCUGAUUUUAUCCAGCUUAUGUUAGGGGGCACAAGCCCUCCAAAAAGUUUGAAUUUCCUGCAAAUUGCUGGGUAGAUGGAUUUUGGAUUUUCUUUUAAAAAACCAUCCCCAUUCUUGCAUAGAUUGUAAUUAAUUUUUCAUGGCAGACACUCAUGUACCAAAAUUGAAGGUUGUGGUGGUUUUAGCUGAUGUAAAAGUUUUGUUACAAAACCUUCCCAGAAAGGGAAAGAAAGAAAGAAGUCAAAAAGCGAUAGUUUUUGUGAACAGAAGAAAAAUAAAAAGGAAAUGGAGUUUGAGCAAAAACUUG